AUGUCCGCGGACCGCCAGCUCAACCCCGCUCUGCAUUAUAUCUUUCAAUGCAUCAACAAAGCCGAAGAUAUUACCGCGGACAGCAUGCGCGACUGGUUAGAAGAUAACGAACAUGACUUCUCUGGUCAGCGUCGCGACUUGGCGCUUCGUUUGGUCGAGUUCUGGAAGGAGAUCACCGACGACGUGCACCUGCUAUCGACGCCGACGCCAAGCGCCACAGGCCUUACGGCCCAAUCCCCUACCUUAUCCCGCGCCGCCGGGCUGCUACGUACGACACGGAUCGUCAGGGCUCGUCCGCCCACGUCUGCAGCCAGCCCGAACUGUACCCCACCUGGCCCCGCCCGGCCGCGAACUCUUCCCCCGUCCCCCGUCCAAUCGUCAUCAAAGGCCCAGUGA
Apiotrichum porosum is the source of this 396-nucleotide messenger RNA. RefSeq lists its product as uncharacterized. The transcript has a single exon. The coding region runs from base 1 to 396 and encodes 131 amino acids. The record is from RefSeq and is a predicted model, not a curated record. Lineage: Eukaryota; Fungi; Basidiomycota; Tremellomycetes; Trichosporonales; Trichosporonaceae.